AUGCCGGCCUGCUCGUCCCGCGCCGCUGCCGGCCUCGCCUCCGCCGCUCCCGCGUACGUGGAACCGCGCGUUCAAUGUCACCUGGUCCGCGCGUGUCGCAGAGGCGCGGACCGCCCCUCCGCCUCUCCUUUUGGCCGCUACGCGCGGUCGUGUGCCUGUUUGGGUUCGGCACACAACCGUAACCCUAACCACUCCAUUCCAUGCCUGACUGCGCGCCACUGCCACGUGCCACUGCGAGCGUACCUCCGCGUUCUGCCGUUUCCUUCGUUCUCACGCUUCCUUCUCCCUUCGUUCCGCUCCCCCAUUCCUGUCCGCGCUGCCUCCCUCUCCCCCCGCCCGCGCCAGCAGCGCAUUGGCGGGCGACGAUCGCAACGCGUGCGCGGCGGAGUUGCUGCGAUUCCUGGAGGAGGUGAGCGCGGAGGGGUCACGGGUGUGAGUGCAAGCACCCGCACAUCCGCUCUCCUGUCUUCACUUCCCCCGCCCUCUGCUCUGCUCCCUCCUCCCUUCCAUGCCCCUGCCUUGCGAGCUGCCUGCAGCCCUGCUGCGGAGCAUGCGAGGGAGGACGGUGGGGAGGAUGAGAAACAGGAUGGUGGGGGCGACAGAGUGACACAAGGCGAGAGGGUGGUGGCAGAGGGAGGGGCGGUGGGGGAGCAACAGGGGAGGGAGGACGGGAAUGGAGGGGGAGGAGGCGAGGGGGAGGGGGAUGAGGAGGAAGAGAUGGAGGAGAAAGGGGACAGGUGGCGUGCUUGUGAGGUUGAUGCUGAUGUGGGUGGGGUGGAGGAGAGGAGCAAUGCAGGAGCUUUGAGUCUUGGUGCUGCUAAUGAUGGUGUGAAUGCUGUUGCUGCUGCUGAUGCUGUUUCUGAUGAUGAUGACGGCACAGCUGACGUUGUGUGUAUGGAUACUGACGAUGAUACCUGCACCGCAGCAGACCACCGCCAACCCCUCUGCACCGUCAUAGCUGCGACUCCCGCUCCCGGCGGUGGUGGGGAGCAGCGCCCUCCCCCGCCCACCCCCCACGCGCCCCUGUCGCACGUGCCGGUGCCCAUCCCCAUGCCCGAUCCCUCCUCUGUGCCCAUCCCCACCGUCUCCUCCUCCUCCGCCCUCGCUGCCUCGCCCUCCGCCCUCGCCCCCUCGCUGCCCUCGCUGCCCUCCCUCCCUUCCCUCGCCUCGCUCUCCUCGCUUCUGCCUGAUUCUCUGGAGGGAGCGCGGGGAGAUGCGUGGGGGGAAGGCGGCGGGGUUGGGGGGAAUGGCGGUGCAAGGGGAGGAGAGGCCGUGGCAGGGGCAGGGGGAGGAGAAGGCGAGGGGGGGCGUGGGGGAGCGGGAGUGGCUGGGCGGGCAGCAGCAGGCGGGGCAGGGUGGAGUGGGUGGGGCGGUGGGGGAGGAGGUGCUGAAGGGGGUGCAGUGGCAGUGGGGGCUGUGGGGAGGGGCGGGGAGGCGGGGGAGUGGGUGGCGAGGCACGUGUGGGAGGGGAGGCGGGCGGAGGAGGAGGAGGGGCGGAGGCGGGGCGAGCUGGCAGCAGCGGCAGCGCGGGCACAUGAGGAGUGCGUGCUGGAGGAGGCUGAUGGCAUCUGGGUACAGGCUGUGUGGGAUGUUGAGAGAGGAGAGGGCGGUGGGGCAGUGGCACAUGCUCACCCACUCUCCACCACUCUUUCCCCCCCUCCCACUCCCCCCUCUCAGGCCAACCGUCGCCUGCUCGCUGCAGCUUACCCUACCGCCACCACCACUGCUGCUGCUGCUGCUGCUGCUGCUGCUGCUGGCGGCACUGGCAGCACAGAGGCAGGCACGGGGGCCGCAUGGAGGGAGAUGGGGGCGGGUGAGGAGGGCGGGGCGGAGGGUGGAGAUGCAUGGAGGGUGCGGGCGGGGGGCAGCAGCCAGUGGGACUACGUGCUGCAGGAGAUGGCAUGGCUCGCCCACGACUUCCAACAGGAGCGGCUGUGGAAGCGAGCAGCAGCGAGCCACAUAGCCACGUGUGCACAGAGGGUGCGCACGGAGAGGGCGGAAGGUGCAGGCGAGGGGAGGGCGGGGUGUGAACCAAUGCAUGGGCGAGCAGGGGAGGAGGAGAGGAGUGGGGAGGGAAGAGACGAGGGAAGAGAGGAGGAAAGCAAGGCAGGUUCAAGGACCUAUGGUGCUGCUGUGGCUCGCCCUCUCUCCUCGGGGGAAGGCGAGGGGAAAGCAGGCGAUGGUGGCGGGGAGAGGAAGCGGAAGCAAGUGGAGGGGGCUCAUGGGGACUUGAGGGGGAAGGGCGCGGGGAGAAAAGCGAGGGACCAUAUGACACUCCCCCCUGCCUCUUCCCCCGACCCAUUCCCCCUCCUCCUCCCAGACUUUCUCCUCUCUCCCUCCCCCUCUCACCCCCUUCCCUCACUCCAUCCGUCCCCCUCCCCACACCUCGCAUCCCAUUCCCAUCCCUCUAUCUCCAUCCACCCUCCCUCCGCCUCACCCCCCCCUGCUGCCACCGCCCCCUCUGCUGGGAGGCCUACUUCGUUUUUGGAUGGCCUAGUGGGGAUGGGCGGGGGGGCAGGGGUACCUGUGAAGGAAGAGGGGUAUUUUGGUGGGGGAACGGAGAAAGGGGGAGAGGACAAGGGGAGGGCGGAUGGGGAGAGGGCAGGCGGGCAAGAGGUGGUGGGGGGAGUGAGCGGCACAAGAGAGGGCGAGGAGGGGGUGCUCGAGAGAGCGGUGGCAGUGGGGGUGCAGGGGCAGAAGCAGCAGCAGGGGGGUGUGAGUGCGGCGGGGCACAAGGGGCAACAGGGAGUGGCGAGGCAGCAGGGGAAGAAGCAGGUGCCGGUGAGGCAGCGGCCCCUCACACACCUGCAGCAGCGCAAGGAGGGCGAGACAGGGGGAGAGGGGUUGCGUGGGGAGAGAGAGGGGGUGGCGGAGGGGUGGAUUGAGGUGAGGGGGAGCGAUGGGGACUCUGGUGAGGCGAGUGCGAGGCCAGUGGCGGGGCAGCAGCAGGCAGGGCAGGCGGCAGGGGGUGCAGGGCAGCAUGGGUCAAUGGCAGGAGAUGGGGAGGGUGGGGAGAAAGGUGGGGUGAGUGUUGCAAGGGUGGGGGACGAAGGGGCGGGUGCAGGGAUGCAGGGAAUGGGGGGGUUGCGGGCAGAGGGGGCACAGGAGGGGGGAAAGGCGCAGCAGGGGCAGGUCAGUGGUAAAGGGGGGGUAGGUGAGGUGACACAGCAAGUAGGGAGUACAGGCGUGGGCAGAGGGGGGUUGGGCAGAGGAGGGCUGGGCAGAGGGCAAGGUAUGAAAGGUAUGGGGGCAAAGGGAGGGGGCGAGGGGCGAGGACGUGGAGCAGGGGCAGGGAGGGGCCUGGGUGGGACGAAGGUGGGUGGCAUGGGGAGGGGGGGCAAGGGGAAGCAGCAGGGGGAGGGGCGCGGGCAGAAGGGGAAGGCAUUGGGAGUGGGGGAGAGAGGGGGCGCUGAUGCUGAAGGGGAAGGGGCGUUGCAGCAGGGCGCAUUGGGUGGGAAGCAAGGGCAGGGGGUGGGUGCAAGGGAGGUUGCAUCAGCCGCAGGAGCAGCAGGGGGAGGGGCAGGGAAGGCGGGCAGCAAGGAUGGUGGCAUGUUGGCUGCGUCUGCCUCCGCUGACCGCUCUUCCCAUGACGUGGCGGCGCUCUGCUGUGGUGUGUGUGUGAACCAUGACGUGCAUGUGGUGUGUGUGUGGGCCAUGACGUGCAUGUGGUAUGUGUGUGGGCCGUGGCGUGCAUGUGGUAUGUGUGUGGACCAUGGCGUGCAUGUGGUGUGUGUGUGGGCCAUGACGUGCAUGUCCCGCCCUGCAUAUUCCUCUGCCAUCCUUUCCCCUCUACCAUCCAUUUCCCUCUACCAUCCAUUCCCCUCUACCAUCCAUCUCGUUCCCCUCUGCCCUGCAUUCCUAUCUGCCCCGUGUGCUCGCCAUCCCUCACAGCACCGCCAGCGCCCAUCCGCACACCGCAAGCCCAAGAACCCCCCGGCUUCCCCAAAGGUCACAUGUGCGUCCUAUGCCAGCCCCGCCCUCCCUCCUCGCCCGGCUGCUUCUGCUUCCUCUGACGCUGCUGCUGCUGCUGAUGGCGCAGCACUGGCCACCGGUGAAAUGGCAGGUGGGUGGUGCUGGGAGUCACUCUCUGCACUCUCUGCAUGUCACACGACUGCUCCUCAGCGAUGCUCUCUCCAUUCUGCUUGCCACUCCUUCGACAUCUUCACCUGCCACCGCACUGUUGCCGUUGCCAGAACAAGGCCUUUGCUCACCUGUGAAGUCCUACACUGUUGUUCACCUCCCGUCCGCAACCUCUCCGAACCUCUCCCCAGUUUCUUCCCCACCUCUUUCCAACCUCUUCCCAACCUCUUCCCAACCUCUUCCCAACCUCUCCCCAACCUCUCCCCAACCUCCCCAACCUCUUCCCAAGUACUCCCCAACCUCUUCCCAACCUCUCCCCAACCUCUUUCCAACCUCUUCCCAACCUCUUCCCAAUCUCUCCCCAACGACUGCCCAACCCCAUGCUAUCCCUCUUCUCCCUCCCCCUUCCCCCCAGCCGCUGGCUCUCAGUCUGCUGCAAUAACAACCCCCCUGUACCCGCACACCCACGUGCUUGCUGGGGCGAGGAAGCAGGGGCAGGCAGAGGGGGGUGAAGUGGGGAGGGUGGAGACGGAUGGGAGGGAUGGGGAGGCGUGGGCGGAAGGCAUGGGGCGGGCUGGGGGCGAGGUGGGCGGGAGGAGGGACGUGGUGGCGAGUGGCAUGGGCAGGGAGGUGAAGAAGAAAGGCAGCAAGCGACAGUCGUCCCCCCACCAUCUGCCCUCACCUCCAGGAGCGCAUGCCCUGCCGCUCGCCGCCACACCCUUGCAAGCAGAGGCAGCAGGCGCUUUGCCUCUGCCGCCCGCCCACGGGGACGUGCUGGGCGGGUCCCCAGGCAGCACUGACCUCGCUGCUGCACGCGCACCUGGCAGCGACGCGGCUGAUGAUGCUGAUGGAGCUGAUGACGCCCUGCCAUGGUCUCCCAUGGAGGAGCAGGUGCUGGUGGCAGUGGUGAGCGACCUGGGCACCAACUGGCGCCUGGUCACAGAUGUGCUGCUCUCCAUCACACACCUCACUGGCGUGUAUCGCAGUCCCAGUCAGUGUGAGCGCCGGCACACCGCCCUCCUCUCCUCGCCUCCCAUACCCUCCUCCACGCCCUCCAAGGAGGCGGGACGUGGCGGGGGACAGUGGGUGGGGGGCGACGAGGACCUGGUGGGGGGCGAGGAGGACGUGCUGAGGGAGCAUCGCCACGCGGUGCUAACCAUUUUCUCCAAACACCAUGCUCGUAUGCUGGCCUUGGAGGCACAGGAGUUGAAGCAGCAGGUGCAGCCACACGCCUCGCACCUCCUCGUCCUCUCCAACGUCGCUGCCUCCUCGCCCUCCGCUCCCAUGCCGCCCAGCCCCUUGGAUCUCAGCAGCAGCCCCCCGCUCCCACCAGUCGACGCACCCACGCUCGCUCCCACUACUGCUGCUGCUGCCACACAUGCCGCCUUGGGAGCCACACAUGCCGCCUUGGGAGCCACACAUGCCGCCUUGGGAGCCACACUGCCAGCAGCUGUCACCACCACUGCGACAGCAGCACGGGCAGCAGCAGCAGCAGCAGGGGCUGGCAGUGGUGCUGCAGAGGGGGCGAGCGGUGCAGCAGUGGCAACAGCAGCAUCUGGGAACCACGUCUCAGCAUCAACCCAAUCCCAGGCCCACAUGGCCCCUCACUCGCUCUCCUCUCACACUUCCCUCCCAUCAUUGCCACACUUCCCCUCCUUCUCCCCUACGCUCCCUCACCCCGCCUUCCAAUCCCCUUCACCUUCUCCCCACACCCCUCCCCUCCCCAGGAGACCCACUCCCCCUCCCACUCUCCCACUCCCCCACUCCAUGCCCAUUGCCUCCUCGCCCUCACUCUCCACCACCACCCCUCCUCCUGUCACGGGACCCAUCCCCCAAGCCUCCCCCGCCCCCAUGCAAGUCUCUCCUGUUGCCACUGCUUCUUCUGCCAUACCCUCAUCCGCACCUGCUGCAUUGACUCCUGCACGCACAGGCACUGCCACUGCACACUCUGCUUCUCCCUCCGCCCCGCUGCCACCUGCUGCCUCCGCCUCCGCCCUCCAUGCGUCUUCCACUCUCCACACUGCAUCUGCUGCAGCCGCUCCCAUUGCCGCUGCUCCGUAUGGUAACCAGACGGCCAUGGGAAUUGGUAAUCAGACGGCCGUGGGACAUGGUAACCAGAUGGCCAUGGCACAUGGUAACCAGACGGCCGUAGCACAUGGAAACCAGACGGCCGUGGCACAUGGUAACCAGACGGGCAUGGCACAUGGUAACCAGACGGGCAUGGCACAUGGUAACCAGACGGGCAUGGCACACAGUCAUGGUGGGAGCAUGACACAAGCCUCCAUGCAUGGCCAUGGCCGCUCGUCUCCCCAUGGGGUGCCUCAUGCCUAUCAGUCAGCUCUGCCAUUCCCCAACUCCCCUGCACAUGUGCACCCACAUGCCUCUGCUCUUCCCCAUUCGUCCACACCCCACGCGCCCCUCACCGCAACCACCCCGUCACAUGCCCCCCCAAGGGCACCUGCUGCUGCAGGCGGGGCCAAGGGACUGGCAGCGUCCGUGGGGGGCGCAGGGGGUCGCAUCGCCGGUGGCAGUGCAGGUCGGGGGGGUGGUGGGAAUGUGCAGGGGGGCAGGGGAAGGGGUGCGGAGGUGGCAGGGAUUGAAUCGCCGGGCAGCAAAGCGGCAGCGCCUCUCAGGUAUGAUAUGAGUCCAUGGUUUUCCCUGUCAUAG
Molecule: messenger RNA, 6747 nt
Organism: Closterium sp. Yama58-4
Lineage: Eukaryota; Viridiplantae; Streptophyta; Zygnematophyceae; Desmidiales; Closteriaceae
Source: the annotation of a GenBank genome assembly